Molecule: messenger RNA, 2484 nt
Organism: Oncorhynchus tshawytscha (Chinook salmon)
Lineage: Eukaryota; Metazoa; Chordata; Actinopteri; Salmoniformes; Salmonidae
Gene: asb2a.2
Product: ankyrin repeat and SOCS box containing 2a, tandem duplicate 2
Exons: 9
Coding region: 162-2129 (655 amino acids)
Biological process (GO): intracellular signal transduction; positive regulation of transcription by RNA polymerase II
Cellular component (GO): nucleus
Molecular function (GO): protein binding; transcription cis-regulatory region binding
Source: RefSeq, a predicted model, not a curated record
AAUAACAUUGAGCUGCUGCUUUUUCUCCAUUCGCCUGGAGGACAACACAGAGUGCAGGACAUUUUCAAAUCCUCAUCCCCUCACGAGGACUGCAAUCUGAUAACUGCUAGUCUACUGCUAAAGUGUUUUGACUGCACACUGCAGACACUACAAAAUCAACCAUGGCUGUGGCCAGCAUGUCCAUGCCUGGAAGGAUGGGCACACCUAGAGGUCUUGAUGACUACAGUCUUUACAGCGCCCUGUCAGAUGAGGAGCUGAUGCAGCUGGUCAUUGAACGCAGCCUCACUGAGGAACACAACUCUAUUAACGCCAUUCAAUCAUCCCCACCUGUGUAUUGGCAACCCAAUUACCAGCCAAACCAAUUUACCACCAACGAAUUUAUGACUAAUGUCAGGCACCCCUCUGCAACAAGGCACAUGUAUGACUUUCCCAGAGCCAACCCGAACCCAGCCAACCCACCUCCAAACCCCUCACCUGCAAACCCACCUUUAGCAGACCAGAUUAUAGAUGUGAGACCCCUGGUGCCUGUGAUUGAGAAUGGUGAUUUAAAGGCCUUAAAAGAAAUAGUGAAAUGCAAUCCAAAGAGUCUCUUUGUACCAAAUGAGGAUGGAUGGAUUUCUCUACACGAAGCUGCAUAUUACGGUCAAGAAGAAUGCCUCAAGAUUAUAUUAAGAGCCCAUCCUGGGAUAGUGAACACAUGUGGUACAUGCAAUCAGACCCCACUUCUUUUGGCUGCCAUCUUUCACCAUGUGAAUUGUGUGGAGUGCCUUCUAGACAGAGGUGCAAAUCCCAACAUUGCCAAUAACGACGGAGAAACACCACUCUUGAAAGCUUGUGGGAAGCCCAAUGCAGAGAUUGUAGACCACCUCCUAAAGUAUGGAGCCUCAGUGCACAAGGCUUGCGUUCAGGGUCUGACACCUCUCCAUGAAGCAGCCGGGCAUGAUAACGUGGAAAUUUGCCAGAUGUUGUUGGAUGCCGGUGCCAAGCUUAAUGCAGCCAAUAUCUACGGGAUAGACCCUUUCUUUACGGCAGCACAGAACGGGAGAGUGGAGGUGUUGUCUUUCCUGAUCAGCAAAGGGGUUGAUAUGAACUGCCAGGCAUGUGAUGGGGCAACACCCUUGUACGAGUCAAGUAAGAAUGGUCACAAGGAAGUUGUGGAACUGCUUCUAUCUCAGAAAGCAGAUGCAAACCGAGCAACCAAGUCUGGCCUCCUGCCUCUUCAUGUUGCUGUCCAGAAAGGACAUUUUGACAUUGUAUCCAUGCUGAUCCCUGCCACAAGUAAGGCCAAAGUUCAAUGCAGUGGCAUCAGUCCCCUCCACCUGGCUGCUGAGCACAACAGGGACUGGAUUCUAGAAGUGCUUAUCAAGGGAGGAUAUGACGUCAAUCUCCAGCUGGCAGAAGACCGAUCCAAAAUGUAUGAGGACCGUCGCAGCACAGCGCUCUACUUCGCUGUUGCCAACAACAACCUAGAGGCUGCAGAAAUGCUUCUGGAGGCCGGCGCUAACCCCAACCUUGACAUGUUCAACCCUCUUCUUAUCGCUGUGAGGCGGGGUUGCAUGGAAAUGAUCACAGUGCUGGUGGAGCAUGGAGCUAACAUGAACGCGUCCAUCCUCACACACCCCUGCUCCUUCCCGGCAGUAGUCAUGCUCGGUAUGAAGUAUUCACAAAUCCUGAAGUAUCUGAUGGACAAUGGCUGCGAUGCCCUUUCCUGUUUCGACUGCACAUAUGGCAGCAAGCCACACCCACCCCUGAAAACUUUAAGUAGAGGCAGAGGCUUCACCGAAACUUUGCGCUACGCUACCGAUGAGGACGAAGCUCCAAUCAACAUGUACAUCCAGUUCUGUGAGAUGAUCAACGAUCCAACGAUAAGUUGCUGGGCUGGACCCAUCAUAGACACGCUCCUGGAUUAUGUUGGCCAUGUGAAACUUUGCUCCAGGCUGAUUGAGCACCUGGAUAGCAACCAUGACUGGGCAGGGAUCAAAGUGAAAGCAAUGCCACCAUAUUCACUGAUGAAGCUGUGUAGGCUGAAGAUCCGUCAGCAGGUUGGAAUCCCCAGACUGAGGCACAUUGACACCCUGCCCCUCCCACCAAUACUAAUCAAGUUCCUUAACUAUAAAAAGGGAGAUUGACUGAGUGUCUAAAAUCUAUUUUUCAUUUGUCGAUUCCAUGACUCGUCUCCAAUUUUAAUUUUUUUUUAUAUUGUAUAAGCCAAAUGAGAUGAAGAGGGAAUGUAUCUUUGCCCAGUUGCAUGCUGUUUAAUAGGCUUGAUUUGAUAUUACAAUGGCAAGAGUAACAUUUUAAUGAACCUAUUGUACAUUGUAUGUAUACAUUUAAUAUUUUAGAGGUACACUCUUAGCAUCUUUUUUCUAUCUAGAACCUUAAAGGGUUCUUUUUUCUAUCUAUAACCUUCCCCGGCUGUCCCCAUAGCAGAACCCUUUAAAGAACCCUUUUUGGUUGCAGGAAGAACCCUUUUGGUUCCAUGUA